Messenger RNA from Nycticebus coucang (slow loris), 2338 nucleotides. It is a transcript of the gene FAM169A, whose product is annotated as family with sequence similarity 169 member A. The transcript is spliced from 13 exons. The record is from RefSeq and is a predicted model, not a curated record. Bases 141 to 2246 code for a protein of 701 amino acids. NCBI's taxonomy places the organism in Eukaryota, Metazoa, Chordata, Mammalia, Primates, Lorisidae.
AAAGAGAAAAGGUCAGCACAGGAAUUUGGUGGUUCCUUGUUAUACGAAGAUGAACGUACGAGCUCUAGGGGACCUCCAGAUUGUGCACGGACCCCAAGAUUUCUUCUCCUCUGCAAGCUCCUAGGUGGCCGGGGGUUAGGAUGGAGGAGGCGGGGCGGAUGCCAGCGGUCCUUCCCCGCUCCCUCCGCAUCCCGGUCUGGAGGCCGGUAUGGCCGCACCCACCCUGGAGGAUGGCAUACCCUGUGGAUAUGCUGGAUAAUUGCAGUCAUGAGGAACUGGAAAACUCUGCUGAAGAUUACAUGUCAGAUUUAAGGUGCGGGGACCCUGAAAAUCCAGAGUGUUUUUCUCUUCUCAAUGUUACGAUUCCUAUUAGCCUAUCAAAUGUAGGCUUUGUACCUCUUUAUGGUGGAGAUCAGACUCAGAAAAUUCUUGCUCUUUUUGCACCUGAGGAUUCACUGACAGCUGUGGCACUGUACCUUGCUGAUCAGUGGUGGGCUAUUGAUGAUAUUGUGAAAACAUCUGCCCCUUCUAGAGAGGGGCUUAAGCAGGUGAGCACUCUUGGGGAGAGAGUGGUUCUGUAUGUUCUGAAUCGAAUUAUUUAUAGAAAACAGGAAAUGGAGAGAAAUGAAAUCCCAUUCCUGUGUCAUAGCAGUACUGAUUAUGCUAAGAUUCUGUGGAAGAAAGGAGAGGCCAUUGGGUUUUAUUCAGUUAAGCCUACAGGAAGCAUAUGUGCCUCAUUUCUUACCCAGAGUUACCAACUGCCAGUUCUUGAUACCAUGUUUCUAAGAAAGAAAUAUCGAGGUAAAGAUUUUGGGCUUCAAAUGCUGGAGGACUUUGUUGAUUCGUUUACAGAAGAUGCACUUGGCUUGCGGUAUCCACUGUCUUCUCUCAUGUACACAGCUUGCAAGCAGUAUUUUGAAAAGUAUCCAGGAGACCAUGAACUCCUUUGGGAAGUCGAAGGUGUUGGACACUGGUACCAGCGGAUACCAGUCACCAGAGCAUUACAGCGAGAAACACUUAAAAUUCCAGCAGUUUCUCAAAAUGAACCUAAGAGACCUGUGUCUGGAGAAUAUGCACCCACAUCAGUUGCAGAGUGCGAAGCAGGAGCUGGAGACAAUCAGGCUAGUGAGAGUCCUCUAACUAUUGAUUCUCUAAAAGAUGCCUUUGCAAGUACUUCUGAAGGUCUUGAUAAAACUCCAGUAGUUUCAACUCGUGCUCGCAGUAGUCAUCUAAAGCGGCCAAAGAUUGGAAAACGGUUUCUGGAUUCUGAAUUUAGUGGUUCUCAAGGUGAAGAUGAAAAGACUCCUCAGACUUCACCUACAGCUUCAAUCGACAAACUGGAGUCUACUGCACGCACAUCAGAGAGCUCAGAAGAAUUCUUAGAAGAAGAACCCGAACAGAGGGUGAUUGCAUUUGAGGAUGAAAGCAGUGAUAAAGACCCACAGGCAGCAUCAGAGUCCCAGCCCCACUUAGAGAAGCAAGAUGGCAAAAAGGAAUCUGAAUUAGAGCCUAUGAAUGGUGAGGUAAUGGAUGAUACUCUUAAGACCUCACUUAUAACUGAAGAGGAGGACUCCACUAGUGAAGUUUUAGAUGAAGAAUUAAAAUUGCAGUCUCUUAAUUCCAAUGAAGACUCUGCAAAUCUUGUUCCACUGGUGGUAGAAUCUUCAAAACCCCCUGAGGCUGAUGUACCAGAUAAGACGCCACAUAUAACUGACUCAGAAAUUUUGAUAGACGAAAUCCCAUCUAAUGAAAAGGGGCACCCUGAAGAGAAAUUGCCCCUCGUUUCAAGAAAGAAAGCACAUCUUGGGAGUUCAGACAAUGUUGCUACUAUCUCAAAUGAAGAACGAUCUGAUGCUGGUUUCCCAAACUCUGUGAUAGCUGAGUUUUCUGAAGAACCGGUCUCUGAGAAUUUAUCACCCAACACUACUUCUUCAUUGGAAGACCAGGUUGAGGAGGGGGUACUUGAACCCCAGGAAACAUCUACUCCUCUUCCUCAGAGUUCUUUGAUAGAGGUUGAACUUGAAGAUGUGCCAUUUUCACAGAAUGCAGGGCAGAAGAACCAGUCAGAGGAGCAGUCUGAAGCAUCUUCUGAGCAACUGGAUCAAUUUACCCAGUUGGCAGAAAAAGUUGUGGAUAGCAGCUCAGAGGAAAUAGAAGUGGAAGUGCCUGUGGUAGACAGGCGGAAUUUAAGAAGAAAGGCCAAAGGGCAUAAAGGACCUGGUAAGAAGAAAGCUAAGCUGACCUGAUUGAAGAAGAAAUGCAGAUGAGAAAUCCUCCUCUUUGUAACAUAUUGUUAUUUUUAAGAUACGGUAAUUAAUAAACAGCAUGGGACACAGGA